Molecule: messenger RNA, 3260 nt
Organism: Xenopus laevis (African clawed frog)
Lineage: Eukaryota; Metazoa; Chordata; Amphibia; Anura; Pipidae
Gene: mindy1.S
Product: MINDY lysine 48 deubiquitinase 1 S homeolog
Exons: 10
Coding region: 833-2338 (501 amino acids)
Source: RefSeq, a predicted model, not a curated record
UGCCGGGCGGAGCUUCUGUCACUGAGACGAACUGACAGAAAAUCAUAACAAGAGCCGGAGUGGGGCUGGUGGGUGGGGGGAGAGAGGAGCCUGAGUGUCCCGGGAUCCACUGGGGGAGCUGAGACCCUCGACUGCCGGCACAACUCCUCGCACGAUCCAAGCCGUCGCUGAAACGCCGUUUAAGUAAACGUAAAAGUCUCCUCUGUGGCCCCGGAAAUCACACGUUCCUAUUGGACGAUUAGAACCCAAACUAAUGCGGCUCUUCUAGGGGAACGUCAGUUAAUUAUCCUUUUUUUUAUAAAGAUCCCAUGUUAUUAAAUGUUAUCGACGCGGUCUCUUUAAACUCAAGACCAUAACUUUUUUUUUUCCUAUAUCGACCAUAAUCUCAAGAAUUUAUCCUGAAAAUCAGGGCGGGACGGAGACAAGCCAUACGGAGAAAAGAGGUUGCCUUGAUGAUGAUGAAAUAACUUACCCUUUAAUUGAAUGUAAACACUGUAAUAUAUCGAACAUUUGGAAUAAUAUAUAUAUAUAUAUAUACUAUUUGCAUUUUUUUGGCCAGAAAUAAAAAAAAAAGUCAGGGUAAUAUAUCGACACAAACCGGAAUAAUAUAUAAACUUUUUGCAUUUUUUUUUUGGCCUGAAAUAAAAAAAAAAGUCAGGGUAAUAUACAUUUGGAAUAAUAUAUAAAAUUUUUGUAUUUUCUUUGGCCAGAAAUAAAAAAAAGUCUGGGCUUUUUUUUAAAAUUUUUUUUAUGGCUGUCUGAAUAUUUGUAAGCGGAGAGGGAGCCUAGGCAUCAUUACAAGGGUGUUUUUUUUUUUUUUUAAAUAAUUGCAAUGGAGUUGCCUUUAAAUGGUUCCAACAUGGACCUCUCGGAGGAAAACCGUUUCCCCCCGUCCGGCAAAUUAGAAAAGUGUGAGGUUCUGGAGGUGCAGAAGGAACCCGGUGACAAUGAGGAGGUCCCAGCACCAGAGAUUAAGAUGGAGAAGAAUGAAGAGGACAUGGGCUCAGAGUCAUGGGCUCAGAGUCAGGAGACCAGUGGUCCUUGUGGAUCCUCAGUCGCCCAAAGUUCAACAGAAUCGGAGGCAGCACAGUUGGACUCUGCUCCGGUAUCAAGCAGGGUCACUGACCCCUCAGAGUCUGUAGAUUCCCAGAAUAAGGAGAGCGGUGAAGAACCUUCAGAGGUCAACCCGUCACUGCAGAACCUCCUGAGCUCCAGCGCCAGCCCAUCGGAAGAGGCUUUGGAGGCGGGUCCUUCCGGAUGCCCUGGCACCGACCCGUCGGCCGAUUACUACUUUGUCAAGUGGAUCAACUGGAAAGGGGAGAGGACGCCCAUCAUUACCCAAAGUGAGAAUGGACCUUGUCCUCUGCUGGCCAUCAUGAACAUCCUCUUUCUACGCUGGAAGGUAAAAUUACCUCCUCAGAAAGAAGUCGUUACAUCGGAGGAGCUGAUGGCCCAUUUAGGAGACUGCAUCCUCUCUAUUCAGCCGCAGGAGAAUUCCGAAGCUCUGCAGCUCAACUUCCAGCAGAACGUCAAUGAUGCAAUGACUGUGCUGCCCAAGCUCUCCACCGGUCUGGAUGUCAAUGUGCGAUUUACUGGUGUAGGGGACUUUGAGUACACCCCCGAGUGCAUCGUAUUCGACCUGCUCAAUAUUCCAUUGUACCACGGCUGGUUGGUGGAUCCACAGAGUGCAGAAUCAGUCCAGGCUGUGGGGAAGCUCAGUUACAAUCAGCUGGUGGAGAAGAUCAUAACUUGCAAACAUUCAAAUGACAGCAGUCUUGUUGCAGAAGGUCUCAUAGCAGAGCUGUUUCUGGAAUCUUCCGCGGCCCAGCUGACCUAUCACGGCCUGUGUGAGCUGAUGGCAGCGGUGAAGGAGGGGGAAGUGAGCGUCUUCUUCAGAAACAACCAUUUCAGCACUCUCAUUAAGCACAAGGGGCACCUCUACCUGCUGGUGACUGACCAAGGCUUCCUGAAUGAGGAGAAGGUGAUCUGGGAGAGUCUGCACAAUGUGGAAGGAGACAGCUGCUUCUGUGACUCGGAUUUCCACCUGACGCAGCAGCUGGAGAAGGAAUUCAGUAGCCCCCAACAACUGCAGCACAGACAGGUGGAUCAGGAUUACAUGAUUGCCUUAUCACUGCAGCAGCAACAGCAGGGACCACUAGCCAUGAGCGAUCUGGAGCUGGCCCAGCAACUGCAACAGGAGGAAUAUCAGCAGCAGCAGCAGCAGCCGCCCCCUCCUCAGCAGGCCACGCCCCAGCAGGCUCGGGCACAGACUUCGGGGCGCUCCUCUGGGGAACGGCGUCAGCGGCAGAAGCCAGAUUCCGACUGCACUCUCCUCUAGCCCAUUUACUGCACUGGAAAAUGGCAGACACACCGUAGGGGGUCCUCAAAUCACUGCUUUUGCUGGUUUACAGCCGACCCUCCGACCCCGCUCAGUGCCAGUAUCCAUGGCAACUAAAGACAACACCACCUCGGCGUGGGGGGGAGCAUUCUCUGUACCAAGGGUGGAAUUUCCAACACCUGCCCCACCCCCUUUGUAUUUUUGUAAAUCGGUAGCGACCUUUUUUGUGACCAAAAAAAACCCCCUGAUCGUUAGGUGUGACGUUGUGAGCGAUCUUUUCUUGUGGCGGCGGCGUUUUCUAUCUCUCCCGCGGUAUUUACCACUGAUCUAGAUCUUUCUGUUUCUGAUUAAAGGGCUAGAGAACAGCCGGACUGGCUACUGACGUUUCUCUUUAUCCAACUGCGUGCGGGAAAUAUGCGCUCCACUUUACGCUCUUUUUAGCAGCUCCAAUUCCUUUAUAAGCCAAUGGAAACCGUUUUGCACCUUAUGCUUAGAAAAAAAAAAGUAUCUCAUUUUUGAUAAUGACGUGAUUUCCCCCCCCCCAAAUUUGUUGGGUUAAUCGAAAAUUUGUCACGCUCACAAUUAGGCACAUUUAUCCGCCACUUGCAUACAUAGAGGUUUUACAUGUUAUUCAUCUGCAGCUUUUAGUUCAAGGGGAAGUAAACUGUCACUCAGCUCUUCUGCAAUGAAUGUCCUGUUUGGGGGUGUGACUGUACCCCUUAAUACCCAAUGGCGGGUGUUAGUGGGCUCUAGGCUUGGAAGUGUCUAUAGAUGAUCCUCCUCUGUCCCAUGUGCAGACAGUUACUGCCUCCAUUAUUCACGUGACCAGCAAUAGUUGUCUAUCAUCAGGCAUUGCCAAGGUUCCUUUCCUCAAAUACUGACACAUUCUCUCUGUUAAAUAAAGCAUUUUACCUCUCACUCA